Aspergillus ruber CBS 135680 is the source of this 745-nucleotide messenger RNA. Its product is annotated as glutaredoxin family protein. Bases 127 to 435 code for a protein of 102 amino acids. Lineage: Eukaryota; Fungi; Ascomycota; Eurotiomycetes; Eurotiales; Aspergillaceae. The transcript has a single exon. The record is from RefSeq and is a predicted model, not a curated record.
UUAGUGCGGAGAGCUCGAAGAUUCCACCGAGUUGGAGAAAAACAAAAGCACAUCUAGCACCCGAUCCGAUCGAUUUACCCUAUUCAACGCAGUUCAACUUACGCACUUCUUUGUACACCAUUAAGAAUGUUUCCUACAAGAGCCCUCCUUCAAGCCGCCCGUGUCACUUUCUUCACCCGCGCCGGCUGCGGGCUCUGCGACACAGCCAAACACACCGUCGUCCAACUGAACAAGCGCAAGCCCUUCAAUUACGAGGAAUUGGACAUCAUGACUCCUUCCAACAAACAAUGGAAAGACAUCUACGAGUUCGACGUGCCCGUUCUCCAUGUCCAGUCUUUCCAAGACCAGCAAAUCUCCGAUCCGAAGAAGCUGUUUCAUCGGUGGACUGAGCAGGAGGUUGAGAACUUGGUCGACGAGGCGGAGAAGACGCAAUAACCGAUACACAUACACAUCGAUAAUACAAUAUGAUAUUCAUAUUAUGCAAGUCGUUCUGUCUGGAUACGAUUGUCUUCCUAUAAAGUGGAGCGGCCAUCUAGGAGCUCGCGGUUUCCAGCGCGUUAGAAAGGAAUGUGGGAAGGGCGACAGCAUCAGCGACAACGGAGACCUACAGAAACAGAACGUUAGCGUUAUUCGCGCGUCUCAGUAAUAUGGCAUCUUACCAUGUGGAAACCCUGGUCCGCGUACUUCUUCGCAGCUGCGCCGCCCGCGCAGUAAAUACCAACUCUCUUGCCAUUAUCCACGGCUG